Gallus gallus (chicken) is the source of this 1270-nucleotide messenger RNA. RefSeq names its product zinc finger protein 385A (gene ZNF385A). Lineage: Eukaryota; Metazoa; Chordata; Aves; Galliformes; Phasianidae. Gene Ontology annotation, cellular component: nucleus. The record is from RefSeq and is a predicted model, not a curated record. Gene Ontology annotation, molecular function: zinc ion binding; nucleic acid binding.
ACCGCCCGCCCCCGCCUUGCACACGCGUGUUCUGACGUGUGCGUGUGCGCAGGCGCGUGCGCUGCUGGCCCGUGGCGCGACGCCGGAGCCGCCGGGGACACGCGGCCGGGCCAUGCUGCGGGCCCCGUGCCCGUUGGGGCCGCCCCACGGCCGCCUCCUUCUGCCCGACGCCGCCGCCGCCGCUCUCCGCCUUCUGCCGCCGUUACCGGGGAUGGAGCCGGUGCCCAAAGCGGUGCUGGGAGCGGCGCUGACCAAACCCCGGCGCCCGGUUAUCGCCUGCAGCAUCUGUCAGAUCCGCUUCAACUCUGAGAGCCAGGCGGCGGCACACUACCAGGGGAACCGGCACGCACGGCGCCUGAAGGGCUUGGAGGCCGCCCGCGCUCGUCGUGGGGGGGACUCGGGGGACAGCCAGGACCCCCCUGCACCCACCCCCAACCCUACGGGGGAGACGCCUGAGCGCAAAGGAGAGCAGCCCCCAACGCCCGCAGCUCCCAGCGCCCCCGGGCCCCCCUCCCCCCCUGAUCCCCCGGCUGUGGCCACAGAGGCACCAGGGGGAACGCGGGGGGGGUCCUGGGGGGGCAGCGGAGGGGGAGGAGGAGGAGAGAAGGCGAAGGCCAAGCGGCUGCUUUACUGCGCCCUCUGCAAGGUGGCUGUCAACUCCCUGUCCCAGCUCGAGGCACACAAUAAAGGGACGAAGCACAAGACGCUGGUGGAGGCACGCAGUGGGCUGGGACCCAUCCGCGCCUUCCCACGCCUGGGGGGCGGCACAGGGACCCCCCCAGACGAAGCCCCCGAGCGCUCCUUCCACUGCCAGAUCUGCAACGUCCACCUCAACUCGGAGCUCCAGCUCAAGCAGCACAUCUCCAGCCGACGGCACCGGGAUGGGGUGGCCGGAAAACCCAACCCACUGCUGAGCCGCCACAAGAAGCCCCGGAGCCCCCGGAGCUGGUGAGCGCCGCUGCCCUUCCCCAAGGAGCUGCCGAAGGCGCUGGCGGGCGGGGGGCUGCUGCCUCCCCCAUUGGCUCUGGCAGCUGCCGCCGCCGCCAUGGCCGCCCCCCCGCUGGCACUGCGCCCCCCAGGACCCCCCCUCCUGCCCGGCCCCCCCCUGGCGCCCGCCCUGCUGCGUCCCGCCCCGGGACCCCUCCGUCCUGCCCACGCCCCCCUCCUCUUCUCCCCAUACUGACCCCCCCCUCACCCCCCCCCCCCCCCUUGGCAACCGUUGCCCAGCAACCAGCCAGCAGUUGGUACCCAGCUGUCCCUCCCCCCCCCC